Clarias gariepinus (North African catfish) is the source of this 630-nucleotide messenger RNA. RefSeq names its product transmembrane protein 244 (gene tmem244). Bases 52 to 630 code for a protein of 192 amino acids. Lineage: Eukaryota; Metazoa; Chordata; Actinopteri; Siluriformes; Clariidae. The record is from RefSeq and is a predicted model, not a curated record. The transcript has 6 exons.
CUCACAGACACACAGGGUUAGCAUCACACUAUAGCACUGGAUGUUUUGUGCAUGUUCUCGACUCUACGUCGAAUGAUAAAAGGGAAAGCGUGUGCUCUUCAUGUGCUCUUCAUGUUGUGGGAUUGCUGCUGCUGGUGCUGUGGGACGAUCAAACGCCCCUGCAAGCUGUCGGGCAACACCAGGCUCAAUAACACUCGGGUCGUUCUUCAGAACCUGUUGAUAUGUACGGUGUGUUUCUACUCGCUGUACUACAUCGCUGUCAGCUUGUGCAUCGGCAUCCUGAAGGUCGACGAGGUGGACGGCUUAUUAGCGCCUUUCAACUACAAAAUACAGCCUUCAUGGGCCAGCCCGGAAUAUUUAGUGAGCGUGAUCUCAACGGAAGUGACGUACAUCAUAGGAGGACUCGUAUUCGCCUGGAUCGUGGAGGAGUGUGUCUGGGACUACGCCAUCACCAUCACACUUUUACACAUCGGCCUUACGGUCGCUGUCAUGGCUGAUUUCCCCUCUACAGAACACUGGUGGAUCACUCUUGGUGCAGGUUUAGUCAUGAUGAUCUUCAGUGGUCAGUUCUUGGCGUAUCAUCUUUUCCGGAAUAAUUUUGUGCAUCCUGAAGAUCUCCAAAAUUUCUGA